Messenger RNA from Lolium rigidum, 897 nucleotides. Its product is annotated as protein DOG1-like 3. Bases 1 to 897 code for a protein of 298 amino acids. Lineage: Eukaryota; Viridiplantae; Streptophyta; Magnoliopsida; Poales; Poaceae. The transcript has a single exon. The record is from RefSeq and is a predicted model, not a curated record. Gene Ontology annotation, molecular function: sequence-specific DNA binding. Gene Ontology annotation, biological process: DNA-templated transcription.
AUGGACCUGGCACGGUACGCCGCUUGCCACCGGCAGUGGAUCGCCGGACAGGAGGCGGGCCUCGCCGAGCUCGUGGCGGCGGCGGCCAGCGCCGCCGCCGGGCGCACCACGGACGAGGAGCUGAGCGCGGUGGUGGAGAGGUGCAUGCGCGGGUACGAGGAGUACGCCACCAGCCGGCGCGCGAUGGCGCGGGAGGACGGCGCGGCCUUCUUCGCCCCGCCGUGGUGCACGGCGUUCGAGAACGCCGUGCUCUGGCUCGGGGGCUGCCGGCCGUCGCUGACCGUCCGGCUCCUCUACUCCCUCUCCGGCGAAGGCAUGGAGGCGCACAUCGAGGAGCUCGUCGGCGGCCGUGGCCGCGGCCGCGGCGAGGGAACGGGCAUGGGGCUCCUCGGGAUCACGCCCGCGCAGCUGGACCAGAUCAACGACCUCCACAACCGGACGCUGCGGGAGGAAGGUUUGCUGACGGAUCGGCUGGCGACUCUGCAGGAGGACAUCGCCGACCGGCCGCUGCUCCCGAUCAUCCGGGAGCGCGAGCGCGCCGCAGCGGCAGCAGCGGCGGCAUUAGCAGCCCGCCACGGGGGCGCUAACAGCAACGGCCUGCCGGGGCGGCUCGAGGCAGGGGGGUCGUUCGGAGGAGUGGACGCCGAGGUGGACGCGGCGAUGGAGAGCUACAGAGCCGGGCUGGCCAAGCUCCUGGAGGAAGCGGAUGAGCUGCGCCUGUCGACUGCCAGGGCGCUUGCCACGCAGAUCCUGACGCCGCGGCAGGCGGUGGAGAUGCUGGUGGCGGGCAAGCAGCUGCACCUGUCGGUGCGCGACUGGAGCCGCCGGCAGGAGCGCGAGCAGAACGCGCGCCUGCCGCGCGCAUCGACGAGCACCUCCUCCGGCGCAAACCCGUGA